This is a messenger RNA of Peniophora sp. CBMAI 1063, 2427 nucleotides long. Lineage: Eukaryota; Fungi; Basidiomycota; Agaricomycetes; Russulales; Peniophoraceae. The record is from the annotation of a GenBank genome assembly.
AUGGCUUCGCCGUCCGACGAAAGCCUCGUCUCGACCAAGUCUAAGCGCUCGCGCUUCAGCAAGAUCUUCCGGCGCAACUCGUCUUCGACUUCAGUCGCUACCGUACCGGCCUCUCCCGAUGCUCACGAGUCUAGCAACACCAAGGCAGAACCUAGCCCGUCCAAAGCCGACUCCGGCAGCAUCAAGUCGAAGCGCACGCCGAUGGACAGGCUCCUUCGCCGCUCCUCGACUUCCUCGCUCGCCAGCGUCGGCGUCACAGACACGCAAGUCCAAGCGAGCCCCGAACCGCAACCCAAAUCUCUCAAACGCACCGACUCCGCGUCCUCCUCCCUCUCCGCCGUCGUAUCCGACGCAAAGGCCGAAGACACCGCUUCCACGAAGUCGAAGGGCAAGGGCGCCCUACGCCGCUCGCUCUCCGCGCUGAGCAUCACACGACCGCGCCACCGCCGUGCCGCAUCCGAUCCGCUUGCCGUUGACACGCGCAGCGCGUCGCCGCCUCCGGUUGCACCGUCGGAGGGUCUACACAAGAUGCUCAGCCCGGUCGAGGAGUCGCCGGUCGUUGUGCGGGGUUCUAUUCUGGCGCUCGAGGUUCCGCCUGCGGAGCCGGCUGGCGCACCGGAGGUGCUCAGUGCAUCUGGGGUGCUCGUUGAUCGCCCUACCGAAGCGGAUCCCGAGCCUGCGCAGAACGAGUCGAUUGGCGAAUCGGUUGCUGCGGCUUCAGGUGAUGCUUCUGCGCAAGCGCCACCCACGCUUCUCGAGAGCACGCCCCAAGCGGACGACGCACGGGUCGCAGCCACUGUACCCGAGGUGCAGGCGCCUCAGGAGGUCGAGCCAGAACCACCCGUACAAGAGCCCGCUGCUGGUAUCACUAGGUCUCCGAGUCCUACCGGCUCCGCCUGGACCGAAGCGGCGGCAUCUUCGGCCGCUCUCGAUGAGUCGGCGUCUGCUGUGGAUAGCACGCUUGCUGUCGUGUCGGCCCCAGUCGGCGCACAUUCGGAUGUCCCUGCAGAACCUGUCGCAGAGUCUGCACCGCCCGUCGUCGAUAUCGUCAGGACGCCUAGCCCUGCUGCUUCUGUUUGGACCGAGGCGGAUGCGAAUACGGUGCCCGCUGGCGUCACAGACGGACCGUCUGUAGCGGAAGAGUUGCGCGCUACAGACUCUCAGUCGACUAUACUGGAGCCCGAUGUAUCCUCGUCGCCCCCGUCCCAGCCUGUCGACGUUGACGCUGCCAGGCCGGCAAGUCCUUCGCCGUCUGCGUCUUGGACCGAGGCGGACAUGUCCUCGAGCGGCGUCGAAGAGUCGCAACCUGUAGCUGCGCACCUCGACGAGCCGCAAAUCGCCGUCGCAGAGGCACAGGUGACGCCUUUGGAACUCUCCCAGCUACCCAUCUCGCCCGAUCCCGCUGUCGAGGUCGCCAGUCCCACCAGCCCCGUACGGCAUGAGACGAAAGCGCCGACGGAUGUCAUUGAGCACCCGGCGUCUCCGGCUGCAGAUGCCCGCUCGGUCGAUACCUGGUCUGACGUUUCUUCGGUGUCCUCCAUCCACUUCGCCGCUCCCACUGGUGCUGCCGGUAACGCCGCUGGGCCAUCUUCAGCAGGGCCAACGCAUCUCGAUCACCACGACGCACCUGCCCCGCCUGAACCUGAGUACGCGCAUCUCGGCUGGGUUGUUCAUCUGCCUGGCGUGGAUGGAUCGACGUACUUCACGCAUCGCGGAUACGACGUCGUCACCGACAUCGACCUUCGCUCCAAUGAGACCCUGUAUCAGGUCUCCGAGGUUCUUUCGGGUUUGGGCGUGCCGCCUCCUACUGGGUGGGAGAUGUGGCUCGGUGGCGAUUCGCGCGCACCCGCAUGCUCAUUCGUCAACCAUAACUUGCGUUUGGUGGCGUCUGAGCCUGUCCCCGCGACGUCUUCCAUCGCUGAGCGAGCAAGAUACUGGGCUUAUGUCGAACAGCACCCCGCGCAUUGCGCGCUGGCCAUCUUGUCGGAGCAGAACAUCAAUCAGGCGAAGGGCGCGCUGUCGUGGGAUCGCAUGAAUUGGCCUCUGACACCGACUGGUGAGCGGGUUGAACCGCCCUUGUUUACUGCAGACGAAAGAAGGCGCUUCGCUGCUUCUAUCAACUCUCUUGAAGGGCGUCCUUCCUCCUACGACCUGAUCAUCGCAACGCGGGACAUCGCAGAGAUUAUGCGCCGUCUCUGUCAUUGGGAGCUCAGCAUACCCAAACCCGAGGCAUCCACGUCAAGUCGCGCAAGGAACGAGUCUGCAAGAAGCGAUCGCCGUCCAAGGAUGUACCCUCGCAGAGGACCGCGCGCCAUGCCGGGGUCGGGCCCUGGAGGCUCUGGCCCGUUGUGGAUUGUUGCUGCCGGUGUAGCUGUGGGCGUCGGGUUUGCGUUGAUUGGAGGUGGUAUGAGUCGGCGCACACGCUAA